AUGUCAGGACCACCCGCGCGAGGAGGCCUGUCCCUCUACGCCAACCUUCUCGAACCCAGUGGCACAAGCGAUUCGACCUCUACCUCGAACGAUGCUGUCGCAAACAAGCAAGAAGACGCCCCGGCAAAGAAGGCCGUAAAUCCAGCAUUCGCCUUCCAACCCAUCCGCCGACCACAAGUCAAACAACCAAACAAACCCAAACCAACCCUCCCCAAAGCGCCACCCUCCAUAUCCAUAGCAGCAGUCGCGGCAACCGUCAAGACAUCCGAACCCGAAAACAAUGGCACAACUGCUGCCACAACGACAUCAACAGCGAAUGCCGCAGCGCCCCAACAGCGCAGCACCCUAGCCGACUGGGUAGCCACCGAAGACGACGAGUACCUCUACAACGGAUCCAACAACCGACGAGAACGCGGCGGGCGCAGAAAGAAGAAGAAGAAGAACGAUGACCGACCAGUCGAGACGAAUUGGGACGAGCUCUACGAUCCAGCAAGACCUACGAAUGUCGAGGAAUACCUUCGCAGCGACGAGCGCAUCAGGGAGAUUCGCGACUGGAAGGCGGUGUUGUAUGCGCAUAGACGGAAGAGGAGGGACAGCUUUGAUAGUAGGAGGAGUGAUGAAGAGGAGGAAGAGGAUAGGAGGGUCACGAAUAACCAGUUCGCGCCUCCGGCUUCUUUCUCGUUCGCACCACCACCCAUGUCACCACCACGAGCUACAACAACGGCAGCAGCACCAACGCCAGCGGUAUCAAUACCAGUAGACGAAUCCGCCGACGAAGCCUACGCUCGAAGACUAGCACUAUCAGGCAUGGCACCACCACGACGAUCACCUUCCCCCCCUCCACCACAACCACCUGCCGAACCCUCAGCACCAGAUACAGCAACAAUCUCCCGCGCCCCAGUCCGCUACGAAGCUCCACCACAACCCCCCUCCGCCCCCGAAGCCUCCGGCGACGACGCAAUGGACCUCGACUCGUCCGACAACGAAGAAGUCAACUACGACGCCAUCCCCGUCCCCCUCGGCGCCGCCUCCGCCUCAGAAGAACCUGAAUCCGCCUCCUCUGACGCUCCCAAAUCAAAACUACCAGGCCAAGCCGGUUUCGCCGCCCCCGUCUCAUCUUCAGAAUCAGGUAUCACCUCCGCGCUGCGCGUGCAAGUGGAGAAGCGCAAGAAGCGUUCGGAUGCUGAAGGGGGUGGGUGGGCGGAACCUGGUGGGAGGGGGAAGAUCAUUGCUGGGAAACCUGCCGCUGGUGGUGGUGGUGGUUCGUCCAAGGAAGAAAAGGACGGUGGCAGGUUUGGGAAGAUGAGUGAAGUGAUUGUGUUGGAUCAUAUGCUUGAUGGGAUGAGUGAUGAGGAGUUGAGGCAGGAGUGUGGAGAGAAGUAUGGAAGGGUGAUGAGGUUGUUUGUGGAGAGGGAGGGGAGGAGGGUGUUUAUUCGGUUUACGGAUGGGGUUUCGGCGCUCAGGGCUGUCAACGCACUCGAAGGUCGCAUAUUCAACGGCAACGCGAUUGUCCCGAGGUUUUAUGAUUUGGAGAAGUUUGAGGCGGGGGUAUAUAAGUAGUGUAGUACGUCCCAGUAUCGUUGUCUAGCAACUCGAACAGAUACCAGACCCAUUCCCCCCUUUGAACAGCCAGACCAUGCCCAAACAAACAACAACCAUGCCUCAUAAGAACCCCAUCACUCCUUUAUUAAAACGUCAAACCCCUAUCGUCCAUCCCUAAAAGUCUUUUCUGUCCAUUAAUACUCCGCCAUUCCACUCCCUGAUCCUCACCUCAGUCCUCCAUUACCUUCAAGUCAAUGUCGAUUUAGUCCUUGGUCAAGCCGUGCUU
Molecule: messenger RNA, 1828 nt
Organism: Neurospora tetraspora
Lineage: Eukaryota; Fungi; Ascomycota; Sordariomycetes; Sordariales; Sordariaceae
Exons: 6
Coding region: 1-1560 (519 amino acids)
Biological process (GO): mRNA cis splicing, via spliceosome
Cellular component (GO): precatalytic spliceosome
Molecular function (GO): RNA binding
Source: RefSeq, a predicted model, not a curated record